Molecule: messenger RNA, 4318 nt
Organism: Phyllopteryx taeniolatus (common seadragon)
Lineage: Eukaryota; Metazoa; Chordata; Actinopteri; Syngnathiformes; Syngnathidae
Gene: gng7
Product: guanine nucleotide binding protein (G protein), gamma 7
Exons: 2
Coding region: 2020-2301 (93 amino acids)
Biological process (GO): G protein-coupled receptor signaling pathway
Cellular component (GO): heterotrimeric G-protein complex
Molecular function (GO): G-protein beta-subunit binding
Source: RefSeq, a predicted model, not a curated record
UUGAUCAUGAUUGCAAAUAAAGAGGAUUCUGAUUCUGAUACGGUUAAUUCAAGUCAAGUCAAGUUAUUCAAGUCAAGUUUAUUUGUUUUUUGUGUGUUUUUUUUAAAAAUUGUUUUGUAUUGAUAACAUACGCUUUGGCGUUAACAAAACAGUAACCCUCAUGAAAUUCGGUCGAGAAAGGAGCAAGUUACAUCCUAAUUUCAGUGUCCAUGCGUUGCUUUCUAUGGGAACGUCGACCUUCCCAUCAUGGCCGCCACGGAGGCACGUCGUGUAGCCGGGCGGCCACAGCGCGCUGCCGUAUCUAGUGUUCUGAUUUAUGGGUGGAGCCCCGCGAAGCUAUGUGUGUGUCCUCUUUUCAAACACUUGGGCUGAUAAUUAUUAUUUAAAGUAUUUAUAGAAGAGCAGCGUAGUUACGUAGCCAGUAACAUUUGAUUAAUAAGACAAAAAAAAAUACACGUACCUUCAUCGGGCUUCACCAGUGACCUAAACCGGAAGUAAUUGCUUCGUUUUGGUUUAACCGAAUGCAAAAGUCAGUUUGAUCAAGUUUUAAUGUGAUAAAUUUAACUUUAAAACGUGACAAGUUUCACGCUACAGCCCUUUUCACGUAAAAAAAAAAAAUAAGGCCAAGUUUUUAGAAAGAAGACACACAUACCUUCAGAGGGCUCCACCAGUGACCUGAACCGGAAGUCAUACGUAUCACGUUUUAACGCGAUAACUUAUCACGUUAAAGCGUGAAACCUAACACGUUAUAACAUGAAACUGAACCUUUUCUGGUGUGCAUGGCAGCAAUACGCCUCCACAAUAAAUUAUACAAGUGUACGACGUUUGGGUCUCUAAAUUGGGUCAGGCCUCUUCGCUGUCAGCAGGAAGACGUCAAUGUGAGCCCACCUGCUGACCAGCCGUAUCGUGUCUCCUUCUAGCUGAUCUUCUACCCCGUCUUCAUUCAACUCCGCCUCAGCCGCCUGCCUGGUCAAUGGUAACCACCAUUGACUCGCAGCAUGCAUCGAGGCAGGUUUAUAUUGAAUACAGAGCAGUGAUUCAAUUGCGCAAAUGAAGCGUAUAAAUACAUUUCUUGCCUCAAUUUGAACUUAAGUAAUGCCACGGGAAAUUCAAGCAUCCAGUAUGCUUAAAUUAAAAAGUAAAUAUACACAAAAACACAUAAAAAAGAUAGCAAAAAUUAUACUUUAAAAAUUGUAGCAAUUAGCACUUGGUUCACCCCCAUCUGCUGUCUGAACUCUGCCAAGCAACAGGUGACCAUGCAAAUGGGUAACCAGAAAAAAAAAAAUCUAAUACAAAAAUAAUUAAUAAAAUAUAAUUAAAUGCAAAUAGUAAUAUAGUUAAUUAAUACAAAUACAAAUAAAUACACUAAAAUAGUAAUGCAGUGAACCAAGGGUAUGCAGCACUUUUGUCUAAAUGAAGCUCCUCAAUUCACUUCAAAUUGUUUCCUUGGCACCGAGAUGCCACCAGAUGGCAUCAAUGAUAAAUUACAAAAAAAAAAAUCUGAGAAUGGGCAAAUUCACGAAUGCCAAAUAGUAAAUAUGAAGGGAUCGCUUUAUAUUUAAUUAAUAAAAAUAGACUAUAUUAGUUUUACAAUUAAUUAACAAAUAAAAAUUAACUACACUAAGAUAGACAUACCUUUUAACAAAAUAAAAUUACUUAAAUAAUUAUAGGUAGUGAGCUCUGGCUGUAGCGAACUUGACGUCCACCUUCUCUGGGGCAGUUAAGAUCCAGCCCUCUGAACUCUGCCCAGUGACAAGUGUCCAAUUAAAGAAUAUGCUUUCAAAACGUACAUUCUCACUUUUUUACAUAUUUGAUUUUUGAGGUGCUAACUUUAUUCACCUCACAGAGGCGCUAAAACUCAACAACAGUGGCCUAGUCGCAAAGAAGGGCCACAACACAAAGUACACCUGCGCCAUCCAAUGACACGAGCUUUCAUGAGGCGGAAUUUUUGAAGCACCUGUUGUAUUGGGUGUCAUUAGACGGUGCAGGUGUACCUAUUUGUGUGGCCCGUGAGUGUAUAUGACAGUUUUGUGUUGUUCUUUCUCUUUCUUUUAUGAAGCUUUCUGCAGUGUUUGUGCAUUCAGAUGGAUAAGAAUGUCCACCACUAAUAAUAUCGCCCAGGCCCGGAAACUGGUGGAGCAGCUGAGGAUCGAGGCGGGGAUUGAGCGGAUUAAGGUGUCCAAAGCGGCCACCGAGCUGAUGGGUUACUGCGAGCAGCACGCUCGUAGCGACCCGCUGCUGGUCGGCGUUCCCACCUCUGAAAACCCUUUUAAGGACAAGAAGCCCUGCAUCAUCCUAUAGCUGCACUCCACAUACACGGACGCACGCGCACACACACACACACACACACACACACACACACCCCUGAAAUAGCCUCUCUGGAAAAGCGCCAUAAUCUGCAGUCGGAGUAAGGAUGGAGGUGGGGGGGGGAUGGGUUUCCUGUUCUGGUGCCCGUCUUUCAAAUUACAGUGAUUGAGAUCAGUAUGAGCCGAGGUGCUUCGGUCCAAUAGUCACACAAAUGCUGGUCAACUAUCUUAACUUGAAAGGGAAGCGAUGUGCAGCAUUUAUUUUGACAGUCAAGCCGGGGGGAUGUGGAGGCGGGUGGAGCAUACAGGAAGUAAUAAUUGGGGGGGGGGAGGAAGUGUCUCAAAAUGUUUUGACUUUAUGUGCAAUGUCGAUGAUUUGUUUUCAGAGUCCACGGUACAAGCUGGCAUUUUCUGAUUCGUUUCUGUAAUGCUGUCCGGUGUAAAAAGUAGCAACAGAAUGUGGGUACAAAGUUGACCUGAUCAUUUUCUAGCUUAGUGAGGUCGUAUAAGAAGCCCCUUCCACACUACCCGUCACUGGCUUUUUCACAGCUUCUUCGGUUAUGGGACAAAGGUAGCGACGCAAUGGAGCGGUUGAAGUUGAGCUGCAAAUUUGACGGCAUAUCAGAGGUAGACUUUGGCAUCUUGAGCAGUUCAUGAUGUCGGAUGGACUUUUAUGGAUCUGAUGCGUCAAAAAGUGUGGAAAAGGGUUACAGCAAUAACAGAUGCUGGGGGUGUGAACUAGCCGUAAGGGUAUAUGUGAAAGGUAGCGACGGAAUGAGGGUAUGAAGGCGACCGAGUAAUUUUCCAUCUUAAGAGUUGUUAUCAGAAGCGUCAUUUACAGUACCCAUCAAAGUCAGCUUUUUACCUGGUCUCUUUCCAGUGUGAAAAGGUAGCGACCGGGUCUUUGUGCUGUGAUAAAGGCAGCAAGUGAGCAGGGGUAUAAAGUCAACCCUUAAAACCUUUCAGGCGACCUGGUCAUUUUCCUGCUUAAGAGGUCUUAAGAGCCCCUCUAACACUAUCCAACAAAGCCAGCAUUUUCCCUGGUCACUGUCCUGUGAGAAACGUAGCGAUGGAACAGGGGUACAAAGUCGACCCGGCAAUUUUCCAGCUUUAAAGGUAGUACCAGAAGCCCCUUUCACACGAUCAGUCAAAACCGGCUUCUUCAUUGCUUUUUCCGAUGUCAUUGUUUUGUGAGAAAGGUAGCGACGGCAUGGGUAUAUGAAGUCAACCCGGUAAUUUUCCGGCUUUGGAGGUUGUAACAGAAGCCCCUUUCGCAGUACCUGUCAAAGCCGGCUUUUUGCCUGAUUGCUGUCUUGUGAGAAAGGCAAUGACGGAAUAAGAGUAAAAAGUCAACCCGGCAAUUUUCAAAGUUCAUAGGGUAGCAUCAGAAGUCCCUUUCACACUGUCCAUCAAACCUCUUUUUCCGUACCUUCACCCCCCCCUCCCUGAGUCGCUGUCCUGUGUGAAAGGUAGCGACAGAAGAGGCGUAGAGUUGAGUCAGCUUUUUUUUCCGGCUUUGGAGGUACGUAGUGUGAACCCCAUUUCACACUAGCGGUCAGCAACGGCUUUUUCCCUGGUCGUUGUAAUGUGUGAAAGGUAGCGAUGCAAUGAAGGUAUGACGUCGCCCCGUAUUUUUUUAUUCAAACCAUUCGAUGCGACAGCAGUGGCGGCCAUCUUACCUGCCGAGCGUUCUGAUUGGUCCAUUGUCAGUCCGCCUUCUCGUCGUGUCGUCUGUGCGGAAAAAACAACAUUUUUCUUACUUUUCAUAUCAAAACAUGAUGAAAUCCGCCAGGAUCACCGCCUUGAAAUUCGUUUUGUUUAUUUCUAUUGCCUUGAUUGAUGAUUGUGAGAAAAUUCUAUUUUUUCGGUAAAAGUUUCUCUUACGUGCCAUACAUACAUAAGUCUUAUUUUUUUUUUUUUUUCUCGCACACUGUUAAUAUUUUGUGGAUAUUUGUUGUCAAAGAAAAAAAGAUAUUGACAAGUAGAUAACGUUAAUAAAAAGAUAUUACAGA